Aspergillus versicolor CBS 583.65 is the source of this 363-nucleotide messenger RNA. RefSeq lists its product as uncharacterized. NCBI's taxonomy places the organism in Eukaryota, Fungi, Ascomycota, Eurotiomycetes, Eurotiales, Aspergillaceae. The coding region runs from base 1 to 363 and encodes 120 amino acids. The record is from RefSeq and is a predicted model, not a curated record. The transcript is spliced from 4 exons.
AUGAAGCUAACUACUACUCUUGCGCCCAUGCUCGCAGCACUCACUCCGGCCGUGGUCGGACAGGUGCAAUCGCUAGGGUCUCUCGGUCAAAUCACGAUCGAUUCGCAUAGUGACCCUGAUGUGCAUAGCAUAUACAGCACUACAGCACCGACGAAAUGCGAGAAGAGCGCCGUCGGAACAGUCAAUGCUACAACGAUCGAAAUUAGCCAGCACAAGGUGCCAAUCAAGUGCACUUUCUACUCGGAGCACAAAUGCAGUGGCCAAAACUACACCCUGGGAGCUGGUAAGCACGACUUUAAGAAGCGGCCGUUGUUGGUGGAUAGUUUCGAAUGUGCCCGAAACGAGACUGCUACUAGUUCCUAG